AUGAAUACUGAUAGCAGUGAUCAAAUGUUUUAUAAUUUUCGUUUACGUAGAAUUGUGAAAGAAAAUCAUGGGAAAAACAUAAAUCAAAUAUCGCUUUUCUUUAAUUUGAACAAUUAUGAGGCACCAAUUGGUCCCGAGUAUAUAAAAAAAUAUAACAAACUUGGAUACGUUAUAAGGGAUGUAAAAGAUACUAGUAAUAUUUUGGCCACAGUUGCAGACAUUCAGGCAAGUAUAUAUGACAAUGAGCAUUGCGGUGAUCAUUUAGAUAUAAUGUCAAAUUUUGUAGCGGGGGAACAUAUAGAUCUAGAAACAAAUGAGUUAUUAACUUGUUGUUGGCUACACAGAAAAGAUGAUGCAAUCUUAGCGGUAGCAGGCACACUUGGUAAAAUAUAUUUAAUCAGCCUGGCAUUUUCUCUUACUUUUAAAACAUUAAAUGGACAUACAGGAACAAUUACUGAUCUUCGAAAAUAUCCAAAUGAUGAUCAGCAUUUAAUGUCUGCCUCGAGGGAUAAUACUGUUCGAAUAUGGCAUGUUGAUAAUGGAACAUGCCAAACUUUUUUGACAGGAAAUAAUCAAGGUGAAAUUAGAAUAUGGUAUACACCAAAUCUGACAGAAACAUCAAACAAACCUAUACAUUUAUCUAAAAAAAACAUUUAUACAAAAUUUAAAAAAAUUCAUUCAACUCAAAUAGAUGAAAUAAAAUUUGUAAAUGAUAGUGUUAUAUCUAAAUCAAUAGACAAUAAAAUAGAGCAUUGGGAUUAUGAGACAUUUAAAAUUAUAAAAACUUUUAACAUUAAAGAUAAUUGUUUUAAUAGAUGCAGAUUUGAUGUCAGUUUGGAUGGGAAGUAUAUGUGUGUUGGCACAAGUUAUGGUAGUGUAUUUAUUUAUAAUAUUACAAAAGGUAAACUGGUAACAGAAUUAAGCCAUAGAAGAUCUACAAAAGCUGUGAAAUGUUGUUUAUUCACAAGAGACUAUAAACAAAUAAUUGCAGCUGGGCAAGAGGGGUUUAUUUGCAGGUAUGAUUAUAUUAGUGAUAAGACUUUAGCUGAAUGGGAUGAAUGGAUUAGUAAUAUUUUAAAGAUUAAUCCAAUAUUUCAUACAAAUGCCUUUAUUAAACAAAUAGAUGUUAAUUUUCAAGCAACUGUGUUUCUUAGAAGACUAGCCAUUAAAGGAGAUAUUUUUACCACAUCUAGUUUGUUUGGAAUCUCAGAAGGAACUGUUAUUCUAUAUACAAAUCGUAUAAUAAAGGCUAUUUUAGUGACAAAAAAUAAUUAUGUCAAAUGGCCAGUUGAACAAUAUAGACAUGAGAUAUUAGGUGGGUUUCAACAAAUUGGUGGGUUUCCAAAUGUAAUAGGAGCAAUUGAUGGAACACACAUCAAUUUAACAAAUGCUCCUUCUAAAGACCCAGAAGUUUUUUUUAAUCGUAAAAAAAGAUACUCAAUACAAUGCCAGGCUAUAGUUGACUAUAGAGGAAUAUUCACCAAUUAUUUAAUUGGCUGGCCAGGCAUUUCUCAAACCUCUACACAAAUUCAAUUUAAUCAACUUCACUCUAAACAUAGAAUAGUUGUAGAGCAUGCAUUUGGCAGACUUAAAUCUAGAUUUGUUGCACUAAGAGAAUUAAAUGUUAAAAGUAUCAAAAUGGCUGUUAGAUUGACAGAAUGUGCUAUAAUCUUGCAUAAUUUUUUAGAGUUAAAUGGGGAAAUUUGGGAUGAAGGAGCAGAUGUGAAUGAUUAUAAUGACAAUGAUGCAAACUUGGUCAUGGAAUGUGAAAGUGAAUUGGGGUUGAAAAGAGCAGGAGAAGAAAAAAGAAAUCAAUUAAUUAAUUUUCUAAGAAUUUAA
This is a messenger RNA of Entrophospora sp. SA101, 1839 nucleotides long. The record is from the annotation of a GenBank genome assembly. Lineage: Eukaryota; Fungi; Glomeromycota; Glomeromycetes; Entrophosporales; Entrophosporaceae.